AUGGACCCCGCUGCCCACCCGCCCCAAGCGGCCGCCCCGCCGCCGCACGCCGCCGCCCCGUCGCUGCACGCGGCCCUGCCGCCGCCGCCGCCGCAAGCCCCCCGACCCGUCGGCACGCGGCCGCCGGCCGCCCCGCCGGCCGUUCCGCCACCACAAGCUCUUGAUACGCGGGACGAGCGGCUCCGGCAGCUCGACAGCCUGCGCCGCGCCAAGGCGGCCGCUCAGCCGAGACCCGCCGUAUUAUCACCGGCCACGGCCGCGGGAGCGCUCGCGGCAUUAACGAGUCAAGCUAGACAACACACGACGAGACAAGACGAGACGAGACGGAGGGAUGACGAGCGCAUCGAUGUGGACGACUCCCCGAACCCGACCGACGUGAAGAAGGCCCUGACCUUCAAAGGGGCGACUGUGGCCUGGGCAAUACUCAAAAGACAUAAAAUCAUCGAGAGCAGGCCGGUGCGCUUACCGACCGGAGGGUGGAUCGCCGCGCACGUGGGCAAGGGAGCCUUCAAGGGUGAUUACUCGGCUCGAAUCCCGAACUGCCCGUCGGAAGAGUCGUUGCUCCAAAGGUACAUGGGUUGCAUUGUGGGCCUGUUCAAAAUAAAAGAUUGUAGAAGACCGAACAACUGUGGGGGGAGUGUCUGGGCGGAAGGGCCCGUCUGCAACGUGGUGGAAGCGGUCAUCGAGCUCCCGGAGCCGGUCCCGGUCACGAAGGGCAAAUUACAUGUGUGGCUCAUGGACGAGGGGACACGACUUAGGGUUGCGGGGCAGUUGGCUUCUCUACCAAUACAGUAUACGGAUCUAUCUUCAUUACCACCGUUCGAGCCGAUCGUCGGGCCCAUCACGCCGGGCCGGAAUCGGAGCUACAAUCGGACGGACGACAUUCCUUCAUCGACGCGACCGCCCUCCUGGGUCGACGAGACCGCGCCUUUGCCCGUGCACAACGACUACGGCGCGCGCUACGGCGGCUACCAUACGGAGGGUUAUUACGCCGGUGGUUUGGGUGGCUACGCGCAGCAGUACGCGGCCGCGCACCCUUUGGCUCCGGCCGCCGCGCACUACUACGUGCGGUUCUGUGUCUCGUCGAUGGCGUGGUCUGACAUUUGAUUUCCGCGCAGGCGCCGCCGCCGGGCUAUAGCCCUUAUCCGCCGCCGCAGCACCACGGCUACGCGAGCCCGGGCCAGAUCGGUUAUCGGCCGCGGCCAGCGCCGCGGCGCCACUCGCCGCCGCCUCGAGAGAUCUGCGAGGGAGCGCUGGCCUGGUACGACGGCCUGCAGCGCCGGCCCCCUGGCGGUUAAGUUUUAUAACAUU
Pelagomonas calceolata is the source of this 1311-nucleotide messenger RNA. The record is from the annotation of a GenBank genome assembly. NCBI's taxonomy places the organism in Eukaryota, Pelagophyceae, Pelagomonadales, Pelagomonadaceae.